AUGGAUGAAUGCAUAGAUUCUGAAUUCAGCGAAAGAAGCUCGUCUGGACUCACUUUCUCCACACGGUCGGUUUACAAUCUACCGUAUAACUCUAGGUUUUCAGUGACAUUCACGCCCAUUACGAUCAGAUAUUCUUUUCCAAUACCAGUAUUCAGCUGACAGAUGCCCGUCCCAAGCAAGACAAGUAUUUGAUCAAGGUGCAGUGCAACAAUCAGACAUGGUUAGUCCAGUUUCAAAGUUACAUCAUCUCACAACAAUGUUAUACAUAACAAUUAAACAUUAACUAAUCAUAUCCCAUUUUAGGUCCAUUGACAAGUCAAUAUUGGAAUUCUACGACCUUGAUGAGCAGAUCCACAAUUGUACAUUCACCAGAAAAUACAGCAAUCUCCUAAGCCUUUCCUCAGAACUUUUUGAUCUCGAAAACCGCCGAAAAGGUACGAUCGAAGAUAUAAAACGAGUGAUAGCAGAAUAUAUCGACAAACUCAAUGUGCUAAUAGAAGACAACAUCAAAGUGCUGAGCUGUUUGCACGUACUCAACUUUUUAGAAGUAAGUCUAGACAUCAAUCUGUUAUUGUUUUAGAUGAACAACAGUGGAGAACAUACCUUCAGUGCAUGUGCAUCUAGCAGUGAAGAUCAAGUGAAAACGAACAAAAGUUACUUCUCGAGGAUCAAAAGUUCGUUCAAACAAAAUAAACUCAAGCAUGGUAAAGUGUUCGGAGUGGACUUAUCAUUACACAUGCAAAAACACAACGAAAAAGGUAAGAUAAAAUGUCAGACUAUUCAAAAGAUCACAACUUUUACCAAGGUAUCACUGAAUAUUCUAAAUUUAAAAUUCGAACUGUUACCAAAAUAUGUUGCAAAAAUAUUAUUUUUUCAUUGUUUUCAAAAAAAAAUCUGUUUUUAAUGAAGUGCCACAAUUGAUCACAAAUUUAUUUAUUUUUACAUAAAAUUUUAUAAAUAAUUCUGACUUUCAGUUCCGUGUAUUGUUUAUGACUGUGUGACAUUCAUUGAAAAUCAUUUAUCUAGAGGAAUAUACAGGAUCUCAAGUGUUUCUUCACAAAUCAACCAACUAAAGUAAGAUAAUAUCGCAGUUUUCUUUGAAUUACUCAAUAAAUAAUGUAUUAUCAAGUAAAAGCUAUAAAAACUUUUAAAACUUACAAUUGAGUAGUAUAUAAAUAUGAAUUUAGGGAAUUGUACGAUGAAAAAAGAACCGCCCAAUUUGAAUUUGACAAGUUUACUGAUGUUAACGCUGUUGCUUGCCUGUUGAAGAUGUACUUCAGGUUACUGCCUCAUCGGUUACUGAAUCCUUUACCGGAAGACGUUGUAAGUUAAAGACAUGUUUAGGUAUUCAAUUUAAAAGAUAAUCUGUCUAUUAUUGUGAUAAUUUAAGAUGUUUAUGAAGUCGGAAUCAGUGCAAGAUCAGAUCUCUGACAUACGAUUGUUUUUGAAUACUUUGGAGCCGGAUCAUUACAGGUUGGUGACAAUAACUGUAAUCUUAAAAUUUUCAACUCAUAUUAUUUUAUAUUUGUGGGGUUGACUAUGUUAUCUUUUUAUGUCCUUAUACCUGGUUUUAGAACGACGGCGUUUUUAAUACGACACCUGAAGUUGAUAUCAGACAAGGCCGAUUCUACUAACAUGGAUGCUGCCAACUUGGCUUUAGUUUGGUCUCCAAACUUGUUCAAGUAAGUAAAAUAUUAUCUUACGUUAUUAUGUAUCCAUUUUAGUAAUUUUACUCUAUGCAAUUUUAGAAUAAAGUCCACAAAAGACCAAAUAACUAACAUGAAUGGUCAGAACAGGAGUGUAGAGUUGAUGAUACGACAUUACCGGGAAAUAUUCGAGUUGCUAUCAAUAGGUGAGUCAAUAAUAAUAUCGGUGAUUGAUUUGUAGAUCACCCAUUGGAGAUGCACCAGUCCAGUGACGGUUCUUAUGGAAUAAUCACAACUCAAGAAGACACCGACUAUUCGAAUAUCAGGAACUACACUGGCUUCAGUCCGAGUCCAAAGAAGUUCAAACACAAAAGGUAGUCUGCGUCAAUGUUUCCACAAUAUUAAUCGAAAUAUAUACAUUUAUGCUAUUAUAUGUAUGAUAAGAAUAUGAUUUUUCAGAGUAAGAUCAGAAGAACCCCCGCCCAAGUCCUUUAUGUCAUCGUUUAGACGGAACCUUAAGGUUCUAGGUAACAACAUGAAAUCGUCUUUUCGAAAUCUGGUAAAAGUAGGAAACACGAGUUUGGCGUCAUCGGAAAGUGGCAGUGUAGAGUAUGUAAGCCAUCGGCCGCCUCAGAUGGACACGAUGAGUGCGUCUUUGUCGAUGCAGAUUGAGAAAAACAUCCUCCAUAUACACAGACAGAGGUAUGUUUAUAAAUAUUUUUUAAACUUAAAAUUAAAAAACCGUCUUAAAAACACUGCAACACUACAUAUUAGGUUGAACCAAAAGUAGCCGGACACUUUUCAUUCAUUUUUCAAUAAAAAAGUGUUCGGCUACUUUUGGUUCAACUUACUAACAAAUUCGUUAAAAUAAUUUCAAAAAAAACAUGCAAAUAACUCGUGCUGUAACUUGAAAUUCAGCGGCCGAAACAGUCCGUACGCCUCAAUAUCACUGAAAGAUGUUAAAGUGCCUAAAGCGGAAAUGGACACAUUCAGCACGGAUUCAUUGCCAUUCGAAGCCAGUCGUUACGAUAAUUUGGAGAACAAACGGCCAAUGUCAGGCUGA
Messenger RNA from Bursaphelenchus okinawaensis, 2709 nucleotides. NCBI's taxonomy places the organism in Eukaryota, Metazoa, Nematoda, Chromadorea, Rhabditida, Aphelenchoididae. The record is from the annotation of a GenBank genome assembly.